This is a messenger RNA of Quercus lobata, 1220 nucleotides long. RefSeq lists its product as uncharacterized. The record is from RefSeq and is a predicted model, not a curated record. The transcript is spliced from 2 exons. Bases 344 to 718 code for a protein of 124 amino acids. Lineage: Eukaryota; Viridiplantae; Streptophyta; Magnoliopsida; Fagales; Fagaceae.
AGCUCCUUCUAACCUUUCUCCUGCUCCUCCACAGGUCCCCGCCAACCUCGGCCUGAAGGCUAACCUUGACUUGAAGAAAAAGAGGCCAACCAAGUCGCUCAAGGAAGGCGAGGUGGACCCUCGGCAUGGUGCAAAACACCAAAAGGUGACCCAGGAACCUCGGGACAAAAGGGCCCCAUCCGUGGAGAGCCACGACGAGCUAGAUAGGGCUGAAGUGCGCGUGGCAUAGUGUACUUGGAGUCCUCGGCUCGAGGUGGAUAGGUCACCAAUUCCUUGGAACGCCUCGGUCCGGGAAUACCAGAGGGGCCGAGCAGGGUACAUUGCUGAAGCCCUGGAGUAGCCCAUGCUCCUUCCUUGGGACAUGGACGCUUACAAGCGUUUCUCACAAAACGAACUCUUCCUGUCCCUGAAGAGGGACCUUGCAAUGAUUACUCAGCAAGUUUUUGUGGCCGAGAAGUGGUAUCGCAAUGCUCGCAAGCUAACCGAUACUGAAGCCCUCUUUUGUGCCGAGAUAGAGAAAAUGCUAGAGGCUAUCAAGCAGGAGCAGUAUGAGCUAACUGAGAAGCUGAAGGAUGCACAAUUAGGUCAUUUGAGCGCUGAGGCUGGCUUGAAAAAUGCAGAGAAGCAAGCUGAGGACCAGCGCCAGAAGUUGCACGUGAUUGAGAUCAAUCUUGCUACUGAGAAACAGGUUGUCCUAAAUCUCAAAGCUGCGUUGUAAAAGGCCAAGGAGGAAACCUAGCUGGUCAAGGAAGCAGCCGAGGCCGAGAAAAGGGCUGCCUUUCAACUUGGCGUGGAGGAGAUGCAAGUAAGGCUUGUCGAGGAAUUGUUAGAAGUAUGCAGGAAGUACUGCAGUGUCACAUGGGACAAGGCUCUCAGCAUUGCAGGUGUCCUUGCAGAUUCUGUUUGGAGGCUACCUAAAAACGUCUUCUACCCCCUAGAGAUCCGGGAGGUCCCUGCUGAUGCUCCAGAAUCUUCCGAGCAACCUGCGGCUAUCCUAGAUGCCAUCCUGAUAGCUGAAACUACAAAGGAAUCUAACCAGGCUAGGCCAGGAAGCCGAGGGAGAGAAGGGCAAAGGUAAGGGCAAAGGGAAAAAACCCUCUUCCAAAUCAAAGGAUCCCUCCAAGGAGAAGGUUGUAGAGGCCGAGGGUCAUGGGGUUGACCCCCAAGCCAAGGAUGUUUCUCCUUCUUAACUAGAGCAAAAAGAAGACCCUCUUGCUAAA